UUGCAUUUUGGGUGUUUGGUGUAUGGUUAUUUUGUGUAUAUCUGUUGGAAUAGUUCUUUCUGUUGUUUUUGGUUCUGUUCCAAAUUCACAAAAAUCAAAUGGGACAUCAAUUAUUCCAAUUCAACCAGUCAUUCAACGAAGCGGAGGAUUUAUGGAAGAUGCAAUAGAAAUGGAACAACAACAAGCUGUGGAAAUUAGAAAUUCGGAUACUGGACAAUUAAUUCCACAAUUUGUUGGAUCACACAGAGCACAACCGCCUGGAGUGCCUCGAGGGAUUAUUAACAUUAAUGGAAAAAAUGUAGAUAGGGAAUUUCAAUGGUUAGAUGAUAGAAAGAAAAGAAGGAGAAAAUAA
Molecule: messenger RNA, 352 nt
Organism: Meloidogyne enterolobii
Lineage: Eukaryota; Metazoa; Nematoda; Chromadorea; Rhabditida; Meloidogynidae
Source: the annotation of a GenBank genome assembly